Leptomonas pyrrhocoris is the source of this 2492-nucleotide messenger RNA. RefSeq lists its product as hypothetical. The record is from RefSeq and is a predicted model, not a curated record. The coding region runs from base 147 to 2492 and encodes 781 amino acids. Lineage: Eukaryota; Euglenozoa; Kinetoplastea; Trypanosomatida; Trypanosomatidae. The transcript has a single exon.
GAAGUACACGCUUUCUACCGCGGUUACAGGUGCCUCGGCCAGCGUUCCUUUGCUUUGAUCUGAUUCUCUAUACACAGUAUUUACCUUCACCAUAAGAAAGCACUUCCCCUAUACCGUAUUUGUCUUCAUUCUUUUCUCCUCCCCGCAUGUCUGCUUCUGCUACUGUGAGCGCCGGUGCUGCCAAGGCGCCGCCGCACGCACCGGGCGAGCGCUUUCGCUGCCGCGUCGAUGUGGAGGACAUCUGCGUAAGCGUGGAAGGCAACGCGGCGUCGUCGACCACGGCGCUGUUUUGGGAGGAGGCGCGGGUGGCCUGCCGCUUCAACGGCGGCACGCAGCGCACGCGGUGGAUCGCCCUGCAGCCGGCCAUGGACGAAGUGAAGAGGGAGUUGCAGGCGGCCGCCCCAGGCGGUGACCUGACCGGCGCGGCGGCCCCGCAGACGGGUGGACUGCUCGCGCUGCCCUACACCGCGCUGAACACGAUGUCCUACGAGGUGGAGUUCACCGCGGCGGCGCCGGACGAUCCCGCGGUGGCGUCCGUCACGACGGUCAAGUCGAAGCGGUUCCACACGAUGGAGUUUGCGGUGGAGGCGCAGAACUUGCAUCGCGUGUACUCCGCGGUGGGUGGGGCGACGGGGGACCGUGCUCCCACCAGCGGCAACAUGGAGGUCAUCUCCGCCUCGCUAAACAAGAAGGCGGCGAAGGUUUCUGCGUGGACGCGCAGUGUCUUCUCCAAGCUGGGCAGUGGCAUCGGCGGCAGCGGCGGCAGCGGGGAGAGGAAGGACGAGAGCGGGGCGCGUCAGCGCCACCACCACAGCAGCUUAAAGGAGCAAAACGAAGCGGCAGUGGCCAAUAUGUCCGAUCACCCCGUUGCCUCGGUGCCGGCGCCAGGCGUUGGCGACACGACGGUGCACGAGGGCAUCUACGCAACGGUGGUGAAGAGCAUCGACGUCAGCGAGGCGUACAACCGGCCUGGUGGGCGGCAGUACUACUGUCUCGUAGUGAAGCCGGAGUCGCGCAAGCUGCCAGAGGCCGGCGUGGGUACGCCCAUCGCCGUCUCCUUCUCCGUUGUGGUCCACUACGGCCACUCCGCCAGCGUCCCGCGCAGCUUCCACAACUUCGCGAUUGUGGUGGAUCAAUUCGUUCUGGACUACAGUGAAGCGGCGCGGGUGCUGCCGCCGGAUCCGAAGAGCGAUGAUGCAGAGCCCCGGCCCAUCACAGGCUACGCCUUCGGGUACACGGCGAACACCGCAGCGAACCCAAAUGCGAUGGAGGUCGUGUCGAGGCCGGUGCCGGUAGCGCCCACCGAUGCGGCAGGCGGCGGCGGUGAGGCGGCCUUGCGUGUGGUGGACUUCGAUCGACUGCACAACGAGGUCGACGAGCGCAAACGCACGCCGGCGGACUACAGAGCGUUGCCGACGUCCUGCUGCGUCGUCUCGGGGUCCACGGGCAGUCAGCCGGCAAACCGGCCGCGCCUAGGCAAUCGGGUGGUCUGCGUCUCGCGCUUUAAGACAUCGCCAGAUGGCCUGUGCAAGCCGUCCUUCAAGUGCCAGUUUGUCGUCUCUCUUGUCCGCUUCUACGGUGCAAGCGACCAGUCGGUCCGCGAAUCUGCCGCGCCGAUCAACUUGGCGGCCCUCAUGAACCAAGAGAUUCUACCGCAGCGCAUCCGCACCGUGAGGUUUGAGUUGGGCGAGAUGAUGUACCUGCGGCUGCGGCGCUUCUCCUUUGCGGAGCCGGAGGUGUUGCGGGCGCCGCUGCUGCUGCCCUACGACUACAACAACGAGGAUGUGCAGCUGCCGGCACCACCGGCACAGCAGCAGCAAGAUGCACAGGAUAGCGACGUCCAUCAGAGUACUAGCGCAGCAAAGCGAUCAGAUGCACCACCACCGCUGCAGCAGCAGCAGCAGCAGCCUGCAAACGCAGAGCGCACUGCUGCCGCACCCGCGCCCCCAACUACAGCCUCCCGUGAAGUCCCAGCCGCCGCCGCCUCGUCCUCCUCCGCCUCGUCCGACGCGGCCCCGGCGUCCCCGCUGGAGCAGCGGAGUGGCAGCGACGACGACGACGACGCCUCCACGCCCCGCGCCGGCGUCCAGCACGAACCGACCGCUCCCAUGUUUACCCUCGAGCCGCAAGAGGACGCAUCGGCUUUGCAGUUCGGCCCAUCCACCACCGCGACAGCGACGAGGUACACAGGUGCGCAGCCAACGUCGGCGCCGGCGUAUGACCCGGUGGUGGCGGCAGCGACUGUGUGGGGCGUCCACGGCGCGGCAGACGACGGAAAGGCAGCUCCGGCGGUGGAGUUGACGCCGACCGCCUCGAACCCGUUCUUCUCCGCGCAGCACCGCGAGACCGCGGACGCCGCGGGGAUGUCGCGAGGUGCGACCGCGACGUCACAACACGACGGCAACCCCUACAACUUCGGCGCGGCGGAGGGCGACGAUGCGGCGACGUCGCCGAAGCCGUACGCGGCGUUUGAGCUGACUCCGUUGGAGUAA